This is a messenger RNA of Closterium sp. NIES-67, 809 nucleotides long. NCBI's taxonomy places the organism in Eukaryota, Viridiplantae, Streptophyta, Zygnematophyceae, Desmidiales, Closteriaceae. The record is from the annotation of a GenBank genome assembly.
UGGCUACCCUCCUGCCAACUUCUCAGAUCAGAAGGCUUUUGUUUCUUUGCUUGGAAUUUUUCUCCCAGCCAGCAACAGCCUUCUCAGCUUCCCUAGCUCAUCUGUACUUGCCGACACAACCACACCAUCAGCCAUGGCUGCCAUUGCUUCUUCAUGCCAACUGGUGGUUCCCUCCGCCGCUGUGGCCAAGGUCGCUGCUCCUAAGCGCCAGGCCCGCAUUGCCUCCUUCGGCCAGUUCUCCGGCCUGAAGGCCUCAUCCUGCGUGUCGGCUGUCGCUGAGAGGAAGACUGUUGACGAGAGCUUCGCCCAGAUCGCUGCUGAUGCCAGGCGGACCGGCGCUCGCGGCGGUGCUCUCUCCUCCAGGUGUGACAUCGGCGCCGAGAUCAUCCGGGUGGUUCCGAUCAUCGGCGGCAUGAUCUUCACCGGCAUUGCUCUGGGCUUUGUGCUGCUCCGUGUUGAGGCCUGGGUUGAGGAGGAGGAGUCUUAAAUCCGUGUCCUUAUAAUGUUUAAUCAAUGAAAUAUUCUCGGUUUAGUGAAACCCCAUUCUUUCUGAAGCGUCCAAUUUGUUCCUCUCUGUCCCUCAAUGACCCAGCAUAGCCAUUUCUCGAUCACCAAGCUGACAGUAUUUGUGCAAUGCUGUCUAAGGUUUCUGCGUGCGUUUCAGAUCCGCAUUGCUAGAGGUCUCCUCGGUGCACUGUUCCGCCCUAGAGCUGUGCGAACGUGCGAGCUUGUGCCGAUCUCCCGCCGUGCUUUCGUAUCCCUUUUUCUCUCGGAAGGUUGUUAUAGCCUCAGUUACGGCUGAAAGCUUU